Molecule: messenger RNA, 944 nt
Organism: Triticum aestivum (bread wheat)
Lineage: Eukaryota; Viridiplantae; Streptophyta; Magnoliopsida; Poales; Poaceae
Product: heavy metal-associated isoprenylated plant protein 39
Exons: 3
Coding region: 193-630 (145 amino acids)
Molecular function (GO): metal ion binding
Source: RefSeq, a predicted model, not a curated record
CACAUACCAUUUGUCCGUCGCCAGUGACCACAAAAAUCAUCACCAAAGCCAAGAGAGAGAUACACAGUACACGACGCACUCCGGCCGUUCCAUUUCGCUCCGCCCUCCCGCCUUGUCCCGUUGCUCAGCUCCCGCCGGCUCGCCCCGAGCAGUUCGCCGCCGUUGAAGCACACUCCCCGGUCGCUCGCCGCCAUGAAGAAGGUUGUGCUGAAGCUGGACGUGCACGACGACAGGCACAAGGCCAAGGCGCUCAAGGCCGUCUCCGGCCUCCACGGCAUCGACCAGCUGGGCGUGGACAUGAAGGACCAGAAGAUGACCAUCGUGGGCACCGUCGACCCCGUCGCCGUCGUCGGCAAGCUGCGCAAGCUCUUCCCCGCCGUGCACAUCGUCUCCGUCGGCCCGGCCAAGGAGGAGAAGAAGGACGACAAGAAGGAUGGCGGCGGGGACAAGAAGCCCGCCGGAGACAAGAAAGAGGGGGACAAGAAGGACGGCGACAAGAAGCAGCAGGAGGCGAAGCCGGUCAUGCAGGCGUACCCGCCCUACGGCUACGCGCAAUACGGCUACCCGCCGCCGCCGCGCUACUUCGUCCGCAGCGCCGAGGAGGACCCCAAUUCGUGCGUCAUCUGCUGAUCGGCGUCGGUGCCCACCCCUGCCCCUUGGACAUUCCGUCGCUGUCCCGCCUGUCCUCCUCUGCUGCUGCCGCCGCCGCUGCCAGUGGACAGUACUUGGUAGUUGCUUUACUGAUCAGCCUACCUGCCGCAGCGAAGCCAGCGAUCGACGGCGAGCGUUACAGCUACGUAUAGUAUAAUACGACCGUGUAACUACCGGUUGCAUCGAUAGCUGCUGUUUGGCUUAUUUUUUGCAAGAUGUAGUACUACGUGCAUCUGCUCAUCAGUUUGUAGAGUGCGAGAAAAACUACUAUAAAGAGAAAGAACUUUUUGAUA